Molecule: messenger RNA, 1366 nt
Organism: Hemicordylus capensis (graceful crag lizard)
Lineage: Eukaryota; Metazoa; Chordata; Lepidosauria; Squamata; Cordylidae
Product: interleukin-27 subunit alpha-like
Exons: 5
Coding region: 493-1203 (236 amino acids)
Biological process (GO): regulation of T cell proliferation; regulation of T-helper 1 cell differentiation
Molecular function (GO): interleukin-27 receptor binding
Source: RefSeq, a predicted model, not a curated record
AUGCUAGCAAAGACCAGAGUUGAAAGUGUGCACUUUUGUGACCAACAAAAACUAGAGACUUUUGUAACCAACAAAGACCAGAGGUGGUUAGAGUUGGAAAAGCCCAAGGCUAAGAGAGGGGUUUGAGGGUAAGGAGGUAUCCCCGCUUUCACAUGGCUAAAAAAAGAAUCCUCUUUCAAAGAGCAUUUACGUGGUUUUUUUUCCAACCAGAAAAGAGGAAGCUGUAUAGGUUGGUUGCUCUGAGCCUCUCUAAUCACGCCCCGAAACCACGUAGUGAAUAUCCUGGGGAGGGAGGCUCACAGUCCCCAGAAACGAGAAAGUAUCUGGUUCUUUCGACUCCAUGGGCAAACCUGUCAGUGUAAUCUGGGAGAUUUUGGAUGUAGUGAAAAUGAAACCCACCAGGCUUAAAAAGGUCCCCAGAAUGGACUGUGGGGACACACAUCGUCUUCUUGGACAGAAGGACAGAUAUCCCACUAAUUUGAGAUUCACAAGAUGCGUCUGUGCGGUGCAGCCCUCUUUCUCCAGACCCUCCUCAACUUCCACGUCUUCUUUGCUGCUGCCCUGGAUGUGCUCCAAGAGGAAAGGAGGUCAGCACCUGAGAACACCUCACAGAACUGGGUGACUCUCCAGGAAGAAUUUGACAGCAGCUUACUUCUCUCACGGGAGCUUCUCUCCAAAACACAGGCCCUCACACGUCGCUACCGCUCUGAGCGGCUAUCUGAAGCCCAACUCCUUCUUGUAUCACAGUCAAGGCUGCUUCCCUCAGCCAGCCUCAACCUCCACACCUGGUUUUCUCUGUCGGAUGCUGCACGCCUGUCCUACAUGGCCAAGACGCUGAAGUUUUACCAAGGGUUGGUGCAGCAGCUGAAGAACCACGAGGAAAGACAGAAGGAUUCCAAAUUCCAAUAUCAGUUUGAAGAGCUUGAUCUGGACCUCCGAGACCUGAGUCUUCAAGUGAGUUAUGAGAUUUCACUUGGGGGUCUGCUAUCUGAAGUCGAGCCAGUGCCCACACUCAAACCCCUGCAGAUUCUUCAGCACCAGAAUCCAUGGACAAACCGCCAGGAAGUGUAUCACGUCCUGCGCUCCCUCGAGAGCGUCCUGCGCCGUGCGGUGAGGGACUUCUUGGUGCUCAGGAUGAGGGCUGCCCAAUAUGCAUCCCUUCAAGGAGAUCUCAAGGGGUCUGGGUCCCAAUCUCUACCCUAGCCCCCUGACCCACUGGGGAAUGCAGGCAUCCUGGCAUCCAGGACCCUUCCCCCUUUUGUUAUUUAUUAAUGUAACCUAUUUUUUAUCUAAAAUAACUAAUUUAUAUAUAUUUAUUUUUUCUAAAGAAAAGUAAUAUUAAUUUAUUUUUUCAAUAAAGAGCAUU